GGUCAGAGACUGCAGACAUACUACAGGAGAUGGUCAGAGACUGCAGACAUCCUACGGGAGAUGGUCAGAGACUGCAGACAUGCUAUAGGAGAUGGUCAGAGACUGCAGACAUACUAUAGGAGAUGGUCAGAGACUGCAGACAUACUAUAGGAGAUGGUCAGAGACUGCAGACAUACUAUAGGAGAUGGUCAGAGACUGCAGACAUACUAUAGGAAAUGGUCAGAGACUGCAGAUAUACUACAGUAGAAGGUCAGAGACUGCAGACAUACUAUAGGAGAUGGUCAGAGACUGCAGACAUGCUAUAGGAGAUGGUCAGAGACUGCAGA
Staurois parvus is the source of this 326-nucleotide messenger RNA. The record is from the annotation of a GenBank genome assembly. NCBI's taxonomy places the organism in Eukaryota, Metazoa, Chordata, Amphibia, Anura, Ranidae.